AUGGAGCGGCGAAGAGCAAAGGUGCUUGAAGAGACGCCAGCGGCGUCGGGCUCUGAGUUCGCUGGCUCAGAAGGAAUCCAGGUUUGGGCACACAUGGCGCUCGGCAGCACUCCUGCUGGACAAACGCAAGAAGGCGGCGGCACUGCGCAUGUCGCUAGAGGUGAUGCUACGGGACAGUACCGUCUUGGGCCAGAUCCACUGAAAGCAGCGGCACUAAAGCAUCAUAUUACCAGACCUGGCCAUAGAAGAUUACGAGCUAGGACGGAGCCGUCUCAAAUAGGCCUAGUUACCAACCCUGGUCUCUACUCAUUGGGCACCGAACAAUUUGGAACGCUUGAUACGAGUGUGACCGUGACCGUGACCGCGACCGUGACCGUGACCGUGACCGCGACCGCGACCGUGACCGUGUAUCCCGCCGGCACCUGGGAGGCUCCCGACACCACCUGCGCCUCCGUGAAGUCAUUGCCGUGUCUUCACACUGCAACGACCCGUUCUCCGAAGCCACUGCCACUGCCAUCCCGCGGAAAGGAGGCCGAGACAACAACAUUACUAGUAGUCACCAUUAUUAUGCUUCCGAAAUCUUGGUCUUUGAAGAAUAUCCCAGUCUGCGAGCAUCUGGACAUGUCCUCAGCAAUGCUUGUCGCUAGACGGAUAAUGCGACGAGACCUUCCGAACGUUCAUGCGAUCCCCAUGAAUCAACAGCUUGGAGAGAAGCUCUUCGCACGCAUCGAGAUCACGCAUCAUUACGCCGUCUAUUCUAAAGCCAGAAAUCUAAAAUCCUGUCAAGGAAACCGUUCCUGGUGGCGGGUCGACAAACCUCAUUCGGUCGCGCGCCAAUUCUUCCCUACGAUCAAGGGUUUGGCGCAGAAUCAAGGCUCGAUGCAGAACUUACCUGAUGGACAUACCUUGGUGAGCUGGGGUCUCAUUGCUGAAUUCUCUGAAUUCGAUCAGCAGGGAAAGACUGUCUUGGAUGUUGCUUUUGCGGAGACGACGACUCAUGAGACUAACGAUUAA
This is a messenger RNA of Pseudocercospora fijiensis CIRAD86, 1014 nucleotides long. RefSeq lists its product as uncharacterized. The record is from RefSeq and is a predicted model, not a curated record. NCBI's taxonomy places the organism in Eukaryota, Fungi, Ascomycota, Dothideomycetes, Mycosphaerellales, Mycosphaerellaceae. The transcript has 16 exons. Bases 1 to 1014 code for a protein of 337 amino acids.